AGAGACCAUAGUGAGUUCCAACGUUUGAUUGUGACGCUGCGCGGCGAGAGGGGGGAAGAGAGUUGUUCUCUUUCUUGUUGAUCUUAUUUGAUCUUCCUUUCUCCGAAAAAUUCCUUGGCGAUCCGCUGAGAGAUUUAUUUCGGCGCUGGGUUUCGAUGAGAGGCGCUGUCCAGAGCAGUGGCGGCGUGCUGGGCACGGCUCGAAAGAAUUUGUGGAGUUUUCUCAGCCUCCGGAGAAACCAGCAAACAGUUCUUGAGCAAGAGGUAUCGUCCCUCAAGGACGAAAUCCAUGGCGUAGAAAUCCGCGAAUCCACGCUUCAAGUCAGACUAGAUCAUUUGGAUUCAUUGCUGAGAUCGGCUGAGAUCGCUUGCUACUUGUUCACUCGAUUGAGAUGGGCACCGCUGCCUGGAGAAGAAGCUCCUCCGCUCGACGACUCGGACGUGAAUGACUGGGUGCAAAGAUUUCUCGUCUUCCAAAACUCCACCAUCGGAUUCUACCUCCGAGCAACCGACUUGAGGCCCCAAGUUACGAUCCAGAUGCACGAUAUCGUGGAAGCAGGAAAGAUUCCAGCUGACAAGCACCAUACAGGCGAUAAAAGCUGGUUUGCGUUUCAUGUCACAACGUGCUAUGGGCUCCGCCUCGAGUGUUCCACAUUACACGAGCACCAGCUGGACGCUUGGUUGCGAGCGCUCGCAAGUUUGAGCGAUGAUCAGCCAAUAUCAAACGAAGAACAUCAAGGAUCAUUGAAUGGCAAGUUUCCUGAAUUGUGACACGAGAUGUUCCUAUAUAUUUUUGUUUUUGUGAACCUUUACACUUGUGAGCCCAUGACGAAACAAAAUAAAAAGAAGAAUAUCUAUUGAAGGAA
Molecule: messenger RNA, 865 nt
Organism: Selaginella moellendorffii
Lineage: Eukaryota; Viridiplantae; Streptophyta; Lycopodiopsida; Selaginellales; Selaginellaceae
Exons: 6
Coding region: 156-770 (204 amino acids)
Source: RefSeq, a predicted model, not a curated record